Messenger RNA from Raphanus sativus (radish), 966 nucleotides. Its product is annotated as selT-like protein. The transcript is spliced from 4 exons. The coding region runs from base 124 to 807 and encodes 227 amino acids. Gene Ontology annotation, molecular function: thioredoxin-disulfide reductase (NADPH) activity. The record is from RefSeq and is a predicted model, not a curated record. Gene Ontology annotation, biological process: cell redox homeostasis. NCBI's taxonomy places the organism in Eukaryota, Viridiplantae, Streptophyta, Magnoliopsida, Brassicales, Brassicaceae. Gene Ontology annotation, cellular component: endoplasmic reticulum membrane.
AUAGUAGGAUAGAGAUAUUCCAGCAACCAAACAAGGGUUAAAUAAAUUUCUCUCGGUCUUUCUUCGAUCGGAUUGUGGACUUACCGACUCUGUCAUUCCGUCGGAGAUUGAUAAUAAUUCGCCAUGGGCAGAUCACAAUUGCUGUUGAUAGGUUUACCGAUUUUCUUGUUCUGUUCGGAUCUCUUCAACCUUUUCACUCCUCCGCCUCCCAAACCUCCGAGUCACCGUCCCAAUCAUCCACCGCACAUCCCUCACCAGCAGCCUCCGCCUGUUGUCGUUCCUGAUUUUCCUUCACAGAAGCAGGCAAGUGGCUUAGGAGGAGCAGUUGGAUAUGGAAACACUGUGGAGAUCAACUUCUGCGUCUCCUGUUCUUUCAAGGGAACUGCAGUGAAUAUGAAGAAGAUGUUAGAGACGGCUUUUCCCGGUUUAGAUGUGGUUCUUGCGAACUACCCACCACCACCACCAAAGCGUCUUCUAGCUAAGGUUGUCCCCGUUGCUCAGAUGGGAGUUAUUGGGAUGAUAGUUGCGGGUGAUCGUGUCUUUCCCAUGAUUGGUAUUGCGCAUCCACCCGCAUGGUUCAACUCCUUGAGGGCCAAUAGGUUUGGAUCCAUGGCUUCCACUUGGCUUAUCGGUAACUUUCUCCAGUCUUACCUUCAAAGCUCAGGCGCCUUUGAAGUUCUCUGCAACGGGGAACUGGUGUUCUCUAAGUUGAAAGAGGGUAGAUUCCCGGGAGAGAUCGAGCUGAGAGAUCUCAUCAGUAAAACUUUGACAAAACCUAGCAUGGUUGCAGGUAGCUUACUGAAGUAGUUUCAUCAGAAGAAGAUGGGUGUUUCGAUCUCUUGUGCCGAAAAAAAGCAAACGUUGUGUUUUUAGUUAACAUCAUGCUUUGAACAUUCCUGGUUUGUCUGAUGAUGAUGAUGUAGCAGUCAUACUUUGGUUUAGUUUAAAACUAUACGCUUUGAUUCA